Messenger RNA from Helobdella robusta, 477 nucleotides. RefSeq lists its product as hypothetical. NCBI's taxonomy places the organism in Eukaryota, Metazoa, Annelida, Clitellata, Rhynchobdellida, Glossiphoniidae. The transcript is spliced from 3 exons. The record is from RefSeq and is a predicted model, not a curated record. Gene Ontology annotation, cellular component: mitochondrial ribosome; mitochondrial large ribosomal subunit. Bases 1 to 477 code for a protein of 158 amino acids.
AUGAAGAAGAAGAAAAAAUUGGACCCUGGUUUAGCAUUACAAAAAGAAGUAAAGAAACAGAAGAAAAUUGAAAAACAAAUUAGAAAGUUAGAGCUGAAGGGUCGUAUCCUGAAACCGAUUGAAGAGAUUGAAGGGGACAGGCAAAUAUUAAAAACACUCGACAAAAGACAAAGACCAUCGAUAGUUAUAGCAGAAGAGGAGUUAGAAAGACGGUCAGAACUGAACAAGAGAUGGUCAAAAUAUAAAUACCAUCAAUUCAUUCAGGAAGGGAGAAUCAUUAACAGAGUGAUCACCAGUCAGAGGAAAGCACUGGAUGAACUAAGGAAGGAGUCAGAAGAGUUAUACCAGAUGGCUCUUCAGAUUGAUGAAAAACUGAUUCCAUUUGAAAGGCAAGGUCCAACAGAUACGCCGCCAAUCAAGGAUUAUACACCGCCAGAUGGAGAUUACAUUGACACGACGAGAAAAUUUGACAAAUGA